AAUUAAACUUACACUUCUUAGUGGAAUUAUAAGUUUAAUUGUGAUCUCUGCAUGCUCAUACGGUUGUUUCACCUCGUUUACAAAAAGGAAAAGUUUUCCUUCUUUAUACCCUGAGGAUGUCUCUAGUUGAUUCAGCCUUUAUUUUAACAAAAAGUUCAGUUUUUGACCAAAAACCGGGUUUUCUGGAAAAACAGUAAGAUUAAAGUUUUCGAAAAUGGGUUUUGACUUCACCAUUGGAUAGAGGGUACUCGAUAACCUAUAGGGAACUAUAUUUAUUAUCAACGUAGCACUUCUAUCUGCCGAAUAAAACCACAUGUCUGGCUGCUCUAGCCAAAUAUGCCCACUGUGCCAUAGUCCAUACGUUUUCAAGGCUACCAAUAGUCACCAGGUGUCAGCUCUGAGGCUGGUAGGAAAUCCGAUACAGCGCCCAAGCCGCGGAAAAUCAAGGUGUCGUUUGACCCCCGUCUUCAAGAGGACAUCUCGGGCUUCAGUCCAUGAGAAAAAAUCAAUACAAUCCUAUUCGAAAUUUUUUACACACGACCUGGUUUUUCAAAGAUCUCCUAGAAAACCUGUUUCAGGAAACUCUUCUGAGGACUCUCUAAGCUUGUUCACCCAUGCAUUGUACUCAGCAUCAUUAGGUAUUCGUUUUGUACAAAAAUCACUUUCAUAGCAUCAGUGCGUCAGUUCGAAAUAAAAUAGUAAGUUUUUGUACAGGGGGUCUCCAGAAAAGCUCUGAAAACCAUCUCAAAAGCCAUUAAUAUGGUAUCAAAUCAUAUAUAUUCUGAAAGUAGACACUUUAGGCUAUCUUUGUAUGUGCUUAUCGCAAAAUCCGAGAAUCGGCAUUUCUGAGGGGGGCCUCUUAAGGAUAAUAUUUUGUUAUAGUGUCUUGUCACAAAUUUGUUAUAGGGUUUUCCACGUCUGCGUGAAAGAAAAUUGGAGCCCGGUUAUUUCUUGAAACUUCAUCAUGGUCAACUAGUAUCGAGCCAGAAUAAUAUUAAUGAAUCAUAUCCUUGUAUGACAACAUCAAGUGCACGAUUGCAAGAUCGUCUACGGAUACGUUUCUGUUGUUCAUUACAACACUUUCUAGCAGCACGUUUAAAACCAGGUCGUCGAGGAGCUAAAGAACAUGCUCAUCGCAUUCGUCUAACAGUAAAUGAGUAUAAUUAUUUCAAAAGUAUUGGUAUUAAAUCUCAGUUUACACCACAAAUAUCAUUUUUUGCCAGUUUAAAUUGUAUUGUCAAUUUAGUUUAUGGCGAAUAUAAAGAUAAAGUAUGCUAUGUUUCAGAUUUUCAUUGUAAAGUUUGUAAAAGUGUCGAUGCUAAAGGACUCGUUGUAACGAACACACCGGCAUGCGAUGCUGAAAUCGCUCGUGUCGUAAAAGAAAAAGACUGGAAUGGUCUGUUUAUCGGUUACGGUGUACGUCAUGAUCAACAAUGGUUCGAUCGAAUUAUCAACGUUGUUAACCAGAGUAAUCCCAAACAUGCUGAAUGUUUGAAUCCUCGUGUCUCUGCGUAA
Didymodactylos carnosus is the source of this 1515-nucleotide messenger RNA. The record is from the annotation of a GenBank genome assembly. Lineage: Eukaryota; Metazoa; Rotifera; Eurotatoria; Philodinida; Philodinidae.